Molecule: messenger RNA, 681 nt
Organism: Osmerus eperlanus (European smelt)
Lineage: Eukaryota; Metazoa; Chordata; Actinopteri; Osmeriformes; Osmeridae
Product: glutaredoxin domain-containing cysteine-rich protein 2
Exons: 2
Biological process (GO): sensory perception of sound
Source: RefSeq, a predicted model, not a curated record
UCAGGCGACCUGCGUCGAAACACCCACCACCGCACCCCCGACUCCCCAGAGAUCCUAUCCCAGGUAAACAGCCUUGUCGGUGGGACUCCCAACCCUCCAGAUCUCCCCCGGUCCGCUCCAGCCAUGGACGAGCUCCAGAGGAAAAGCCCCCAGCGCUACGAGGGGUGCAAGCCCAGGAAGGUGAGGUUCAAGCUGGCCUCGUCCUACAGCGGCCGGGUGCUGAAGCACGUCUACGAGGACGGCCAGGAGCUCGACAGCCCCGAGGAGAAGUACCCUCACAGCUUCAUCCACACCAAGAUGCACCCCGGUCAUCUGGAGAUGGAGCAACUGUGUGGCUUCCAGGACGCGCAGGACCCCCAGGGCUUGUACCCCCCCACCGGCGUCAUUGCACAGAGGAUCAAUGUUUACAGAGGUGGGGGGGGAUACAGGGCCCCCGUGCAUAGCGACGCUACAGAGGCGGACCCCAAUUCUUCAGUGUUGGACUUCGGGAAGAUAAUCAUUUACACCAGCAACCUGCGGAUCAUCCGAGCACCACAGAGGAAGGCGGAGCCUGUGAGAGCACUGGCGCCCCCUGGUGGACUGGAGGAGCCCAGCCCACGGAGCAGGGAGAAGGGCGGCAGGAGAAGGCUAAUAGCGGUGUGUGCCCAGGAGGAGAAACUAAACCCUGAGCCACAUGUCCAG